AUGAAACCGGCGCAGGAUUCUCAGGAAAAGGUUUCUAUUGAACAGCAGUUAGCUGUAGAGUCGAUAAGGAAGUUUUUGAACUCAAAAACUUCUUAUGAUGUAUUACCUGUUUCUUACCGUUUAAUUGUCUUGGAUACCUCGUUGCUAGUGAAGAAAUCAUUGAAUGUUCUUUUGCAAAAUAGUAUCGUUUCUGCGCCAUUGUGGGACUCUAAGACUUCCAGGUUUGCUGGGCUACUAACUACUAGAGAUUUUAUUAAUGUCAUCCAGUAUUAUUUUUCCAAUCCAGAUAAGUUCGAAUUGGUAGACAAAUUACAAUUAGACGGAUUAAAGGAUAUAGAGCGGGCUCUCGGUGUUGAUCAACUAGAUACAGCCUCAAUUCAUCCAUCUAGACCGUUAUUCGAGGCGUGUCUUAAGAUGUUAGAAUCAAGAAGCGGUAGAAUACCACUGAUCGAUCAAGACGAAGAGACCCACAGAGAAAUUGUUGUUAGUGUUCUUACGCAAUAUAGAAUUUUGAAAUUCGUUGCUUUAAAUUGCAGAGAAACACAUUUCCUAAAGAUUCCGAUUGGGGACUUGAAGAUCAUUACCCAAGAAAGCAUGAAAAGCUGUCAAAUGACAACUCCAGUCAUAGACGUCAUUCAGAUGCUUACUCAAGGUCGUGUUUCUUCCGUCCCUAUUAUUGACGAAAACGGCUACUUGAUCAACGUAUAUGAAGCAUACGAUGUCCUGGGCUUGAUAAAGGGAGGCAUCUAUAACGACUUGUCAUUAAGCGUCGGAGAAGCCCUUAUGAGAAGAAGUGAUGAUUUCGAAGGUGUAUACACAUGCACUAAGAAUGAUAAAUUAUCUACCAUUAUGGACAACAUCAGAAAAGCAAGGGUACAUAGAUUCUUUGUAGUCGAUGAUGUCGGACGAUUGGUUGGUGUCUUGACAUUAAGCGAUAUCCUCAAAUACAUCCUUCUGGGUAGCAACUGA
This is a messenger RNA of Saccharomyces paradoxus, 969 nucleotides long. It is a transcript of the gene SNF4, whose product is annotated as AMP-activated serine/threonine-protein kinase regulatory subunit SNF4. The record is from RefSeq and is a predicted model, not a curated record. Bases 1 to 969 code for a protein of 322 amino acids. Lineage: Eukaryota; Fungi; Ascomycota; Saccharomycetes; Saccharomycetales; Saccharomycetaceae. The transcript has a single exon.